Molecule: messenger RNA, 429 nt
Organism: Oncorhynchus kisutch (coho salmon)
Lineage: Eukaryota; Metazoa; Chordata; Actinopteri; Salmoniformes; Salmonidae
Product: transmembrane protein 100
Exons: 1
Coding region: 1-429 (142 amino acids)
Source: RefSeq, a predicted model, not a curated record
AUGGAGACCCUGGAUCCCUCCGCUCUCCCAGGUGCCACCACCGCUGUGACCUAUGACUCCAAAUCAGAGAUGGUGACCCUACCAGGAGGGGUUGUCUCUGUGGCAGGCAUCACUGUGAUAACCGGGGGCGCUGAACUGUCCUGUGGCUCUUGCAUGCUAGCCUUUGGUGUUUGGGGCACUCUAAUUGGCCUAAGCGUGGUUGCCCUGGGUAUCUGGGACCAAUCAGUGCAGGUCGGGGGUCGGACCUCGCACCUCCUGGGGCUGGGAUUGGUGGUUCUGGCUAUCAGUUUUGGGGUGGUGGGCAGUGUGGUGGGCUUUCGCUUCCUGACGAAGGGGAGGAGAGAGAUAACGAGGGAGGAGAGGGAGGAUGGAAAGGUGGUGCUCAUAGGGGAGAGAGGGAGGAGUGUUAAAAAAACUGUGACUGUGUAA